Molecule: messenger RNA, 716 nt
Organism: Abrus precatorius (Indian licorice)
Lineage: Eukaryota; Viridiplantae; Streptophyta; Magnoliopsida; Fabales; Fabaceae
Exons: 2
Coding region: 57-446 (129 amino acids)
Source: RefSeq, a predicted model, not a curated record
AAUCCCCUUCUUCAGUUCCUCACUUAUGAGUGUAGGAACGAUAACAUUAGAGCACAAUGGAGAGCCAAGAUCUUUCACCACCCCACGCGGAUGCAUCUCGACCGUCCCUUGGGUUCCCUUUAGGCACUGCCCUUCUCUUAAUCAUCAUCUUCAGCUUGAGUGGCAUCCUCUCAUGUUGUUACCAUUGGGAUAAGCUCCGCUCCUUCCGUCAAUCUUUAUCAAAUGAGAACCAUUCCUCGCCCACCAAAUCUAAACAAUCUACGGAAUUGAGACAGAGCAGGGGACAAAGCUUGCCAGUGUUGAUGCCAGGGGAUGAGGUGCCAAAAUUCAUAGCACUACCGUGUCCGUGCCAACCCUCAAGAUCAGAUGAGGUCGUUGUGACCGUAGACUUGUCAGAGAAGCCACCACCCAAGCCACCCCAAAUUCCAGUGCCUUUAUAUUUGUAACUAUUACUUUGCUAGUGCCACCACACUCAUCCAAUGUUGUCACUGUUCGUUGUGGCGGCUAUGCGAAUGUAUAUUUGUUCAUUACCUAGAAAAUGAGAUUAAGAAAAAAAAAUGCAAACAUAAAUAAGGGAUACGUAGGGUCGCAGGUCUAUUUGUAGGUUUUGAUGACAAUUUCAUUUGAUUCAAAUCCUUGUGCAGUGUGUAACUAUUAAAGAGUCUCUAGGUGGAGGAUAUUGAUUGAAAGCAAAAUCCAAUUUCGCUGUUUCUUCU